Messenger RNA from Penicillium lagena, 588 nucleotides. RefSeq lists its product as uncharacterized. The record is from RefSeq and is a predicted model, not a curated record. The coding region runs from base 1 to 588 and encodes 195 amino acids. The transcript has a single exon. Lineage: Eukaryota; Fungi; Ascomycota; Eurotiomycetes; Eurotiales; Aspergillaceae.
AUGCCGUUAUUGCACGGUUAUUUUACCACACUGCUCGCAUCUUACUGGCCAAAUCACACCCGCUGGGUUCCGAAAUGCACACAGAGAUGCGAAACAUGCAGCAAACCCACGCCUAUGAUCUCUGUGGUCUCGUUUCCCAAGUCAAGGAUCGGUACGUGGAACACUCAUAUCAUAUCAAUAGAAACUCAUAUUUCAAUUAGCGGAGCGGUCUACAUCUCGGUCCACUGUCUUGCCAUCGCAGCAGAAUGUCUAGACGCCCGUGAAGCCCAGGAUGAAGCCCUAGGCAUAUUCGACACAGUUACCAACAACGAAAUGACCUGGUGUGUCGAUCCCAUCAAAGAGAAGCUCAAGCAGACCUGGGGUUGGCAAGUUUCGCAUUCUCACACCGUUUCUCCUGAGCAAAUACACAACAACUUUUCCGACUUGGAUCCUCUGCUGUCCGACGAGUCCCAUGACCUGGCGGGAGGUGUCGUCAAUCCUCUACUGGUGGCGGCGGACUUUGCAUUGGAUAAUCACCCCUACCAGGGCUCAUAUGUUACCCCGCAUCAUGCAAUUGAUCAUUAUCACUACGGUGGUUACUUGAUGUGA